Molecule: messenger RNA, 3267 nt
Organism: Portunus trituberculatus (swimming crab)
Lineage: Eukaryota; Metazoa; Arthropoda; Malacostraca; Decapoda; Portunidae
Product: histone-lysine N-methyltransferase MECOM-like
Exons: 2
Coding region: 1379-2842 (487 amino acids)
Biological process (GO): regulation of transcription by RNA polymerase II
Cellular component (GO): nucleus
Molecular function (GO): RNA polymerase II cis-regulatory region sequence-specific DNA binding; DNA-binding transcription activator activity, RNA polymerase II-specific
Source: RefSeq, a predicted model, not a curated record
UCCCUAUCCACUCUCCCUGCUUCCAUUACCCAGGGCCUUGUCUACACUCCUAUUCUCAUGCUUUCUAUAUCCUCUCUGCCAUUCUCUGUACUAAUAUUAUUUCUAUCUGUCUCACUCACACUCCCAUCCAUGCCCCAUCACUGCCUUCCAUCCCAGCGCUCCUCCCCUUCCGUCUCCCCAGCAGUAAUGAGGGUUAUGCAGAUCUAAGCCUCGACACUCAUCCCCGCCAGACUCACCAAUCCAACUAGUUCUCCAGAGUAUCGUUUGGACAGAUGGUGGAGCCUCGUCAUUACCUGGACGUUGAUUGUGGAGUGAACCUGACGGAUUAGGGGAUUAUCAGGCACCCGUCGCCACACGCCCAUGCCCCUCUCGCUGGUGUUACCCCAUAAUUUCACACCCAUGCCUCUGAUUCGUCUCAGCUCCCCAUAGCAACCCAUCCAUAUACUGUAGGCUAAUCCUUCCUUCCUCGUUGUUGUAUAGCAUGUUGUGUCCCUCAUUUCUCUCUCUCAUGUUGCUCUCUGGCUUAUCUGUGUCUUGAUGUCCAUACAGAUAAGCAGUAAACCAGACGAUUACUUAAGUCGCUCAGGUUUUUAUUCUCACACGUCUCUUUUUUCCAUUAGGGUGUAAAGGACAAGAGCACUUUUCUCGGUGUCAAGUUCCCAUUGGUGUUGUCCCUAUAAAAGCAAACCUGUAGUCCUUAUCAUCGCAGCAUCCGCGCUAUAUGCCAUCCCAUACUUUCCUCCCUCCUCACCUUGCCGCCACUCCCAUCACUCCCCCCCGCCGGCGACCCCCUCCCUGCAGUCCCUCCCCGCGGUCCCUCCCACCCCAGUCCCGGUAAGCGAGUGACUUCCUGAGGCGAGGCAGCGGUCGUGAUUGGGAGUACCCGCGCUCAGUCGCCAGGUAGUGAGCGGACAGGUGAGGUGCGCAUUGGAGCCCCGACGCCACCACCACCACGCACUCGCCUACCUCCCUGCCUCCCUCUCGCCACGUGCUGCCAUCCUCAUGCUCACACACUGCUGCGCCUCCCUCGCUCCUCACUCAUACUGAUCCCUACAAGCUGAUGAGUCCUGUCAGUGUGCCAGCGAGAUGACAGCAACACGUGACGUCAGGCCAGUGUCCGUCACCCCUACAGUGCCAUUGCCUAGCUCGUUGUAGUGACGCCGCUACUCUCCGCUCCUCGUCAGCACACACAAGACGCCGCUGGGAGGGAUGAAGUACUGGAACACUUCCUCGCCGCAGUGUUUAUAGUUUACUUCGUCUCCUGAAAAGGAAGUUUGGACACUCUGUCACACCUGCCUCCUAUACUUCAAACCCGGUGACCAGGAGGACCUGCCGCCUCGCCUCCGUCCAGUACCUUGUGUGUUGUGAAAACGCCACCAUGCAGUCAACUCCUGUAGGAGGAUUCAGCAUGUUCCCGCGGGCGUCGCUGGCCGUGGGCGGCCCCUCUCUCCUCACCUACCAAAUGCUAGCUUCCCAGCCCCCAGGAGACACUCCUCCCCAGUACCCGCUUCUCCACUCCCCGUUCUUCCUGCCAAUUCACCACAACCGCAGCCCUCUGUACUCCGCGCACUCCCCGGUGGAGGGAGAGGCCUUUGACAGGUCCCAACAGACGGCACGCAGCCCCCCAGGUGCAGAGGAGGCCGAGAACUGCACGGCAAGGAGCUCCCCCGCCUCGCCACCCACACACACUUCCCUCAGGCUCACUGCUGUUAUCGAUGCCCACUCCACAACGCCCUGCAGCAGCCUCGCCAGGAGCCCUGCGGAGGAAGACGGUAGCAGGAAGGAGGCACCCCUCGACCUCACCACCAAGAGGCGACCACAGAGCAGAGAGUCUGUCACGCCCACGGUGGGGACUUCAGGGGAGAGUGCGGAUUUCCCUGUUGACACAGAGAAGACUUCAACAGAGAAGCAAGAAGAUACCAAAACUGACGAGACGCAGAAGGCGCGGCCGCGUCAGACUCACCCCUUCCUAAGAAUAAGUGAAUUACUUAAGGACUCUCCCUCCAGCACUCCUACGCCGCCCCCACCAACGUCCUCCACCGACCUCCCCACCAAGCUGCCUCUCGUCCACCCGCGCCCCAUCCACCCUGCCUCCCUCCUGGACAUGUACCGUACCUUUGACCUGCCAGUGUUUCCUGGGUGGGGCGGCGCCCCUCCGCCACGGCACCCACUCUUCCCCUCUCUCCCUCGGGCCUCUCUUCCCGGUUUGGGUGUCCCUCCAGCACGCCCUCUCGGCCUAGACUUCUUCAAGAGUCACAUGCCUGGCGCGGCGCGGCCUUACACUGACCUGGGUCGACCUUACAGUGAUCUUUUGAAUCCGCACUUGGCGCGCACCUCAAAAGACAGGUACUCGUGUAAGUUCUGCGGAAAGGUGUUCCCGCGCUCCGCCAACCUGACGCGCCACCUGCGCACCCACACGGGCGAGCAGCCCUACAAGUGCAAGUACUGCGAGCGUUCGUUUAGCAUCUCGUCCAACCUGCAGCGCCACGUGCGGAACAUCCACAACAAGGAGAAGCCCUUCAAGUGUCCGCUGUGUGACCGCUGCUUCGGCCAGCAGACCAACCUGGACCGACACCUCAAGAAGCACGAGCUGGAGGGACCCAACCCACCGGACUCGCCCGAGGCGCCAGACUCCAGCAGCGCCGCCGUCACCAUCGAUAAGAGUGAUGAAGCAGCAGGAGAUGACACUCUGACGGAAGUGUCCAGUGAUGCCGAGACGAGCGGCACAGAGGGCCGGGCCGGUACCCCCGGCACGGUAGACAGCGAGGGCAGCGCUGCGCCUCAGUCUCUGCCCUCGCCUUCAGGCCACGAGCCGCCACACAAGCGCCUCAGGCUGGAGUAGCGGCGAUCAUGGGCGGCGGCGGGUCGUGAAGGGACAGCCUGCCGCGCCGCCUUAACACGCCGGGGCUCAUCAUGUGAAAAAGACCUCACUCUAGUCAGCAAGAUUACCUCACCAAAGACACGCCCAACACAGUUCCCUCCAAGCGCCACCUAACGGCUCUGUGUCAUCCUGCCUACCCGUCCUUAAACAGACUGUUUUUACAUUUUCCAAGGGACACCCGUGCAGGGAAACUCAGAAGUCAGAUAAUAUUUUCGUACAUGUUUGUAUAUGUGUGCCAGCCGCCACUGCCGUCUGUCAGGCGCCAAGGCUGGUGGCUACGCGUGCUGAAGUUCCUGAAAUUAAUGCAUAUUACUUUAUACGCAUAUACAAAGCUCACUGUAUAAAUAUGGUUGUUUAUACGAUGUCUCAGAAAUAAAGUAUAAAUA